Helianthus annuus (common sunflower) is the source of this 2081-nucleotide messenger RNA. Its product is annotated as nicalin-1. Gene Ontology annotation, cellular component: endoplasmic reticulum membrane. Bases 140 to 1834 code for a protein of 564 amino acids. Gene Ontology annotation, biological process: regulation of signal transduction. Lineage: Eukaryota; Viridiplantae; Streptophyta; Magnoliopsida; Asterales; Asteraceae. The transcript is spliced from 14 exons. The record is from RefSeq and is a predicted model, not a curated record.
AGGCAAGUUCGGCGAGAAACUCAACACACGAGUCAUAUCAUAUGCGAUCGUCAUCAUCUCCUUACUGGCGUCACUACUGCUAACUUAUUAAACCCUAGUCCACACACACACAUCCACCCAGCUUCUUGUUUUCAAUUCAAUGGCGGAUCCACAAAUUGUAGCAGGUAGACGACGACAUGUGUUCGACUCAUUCUACUCGAUCAUUACACUUGUAUUCAUUCUAAUCGCCUGUGUUGAGCUCUGCGAUGCAUCCACCGUCGUUGACGUUUACCGCCUCAUCCAAUACGAUAUCUCCGGUGCACCUUUUGGAUCUCGUGCUGCUUCGAUUAAUCAUCACGCCGGUUCUUCGUUCUCUCCUCCUGGUUCCGAUCUGUCUCGUACUGUUGCCGUACUUACUCUGCGUGAAUUGAAUGAAACUUUUGUUAGAGAAUAUAUUGAACAGGGAAAGCCUUUAGGGGGCUUACUACUUCUACUUCCUCAAGUUUUUCGUUCUGAUAACAGUCAAACUGUUAUUGAUGAUGGUGAUUACAAGGAUAUGAAAAAAAAGUUGGCGGAUUUAGAGCAAAAACUAAUACAUUCUACUAUUCAAUAUCCUGUCUAUUUUGCUUUUGAAGAUGAAGACUUAGCUAACGUGUUAGCCGAUAUCCAGAGAAACGAUGCGGCUGGCCAGCCUGCAACAGCAACUACUGGCGGAUACAAGCUUAUUGUUACGUCACCGGCUCCUAAGAAACUUGCAUCUCCCACAAUUACAAACAUUCAGGGAUGGUUGCCUGGAUUGAAAGCUGACGGGGAUUCAAACCAACUCCCAACUAUUGCCAUCGUGGCAUCAUAUGAUACGUUUGGUGCAGCUCCGGCAUUGUCAGUUGGAAGUGAUAGCAAUGGAAGCGGUGUAGUGGCACUUCUUGAAAUUGCUAGAUUAUUUUCUAUUUUAUAUUCCAACCCUAACACGAGAGGAAGGUAUAACAUACUCUUUGGGCUGACAUCUGGUGGGCCUUAUAACUACAAUGGAACUCAGAAGUGGCUUAAAAGUUUUGAUCAGCGUUUACGUGAAAGUAUCGAUUAUGCUAUCUGCCUGAAUAGUCUUAGCUCAGGGGAAAAUGGGUUAUGGCUUCAUGUUUCUAAACCUCCAGAGAAUGCUUAUGUAAAGCAAAUUUUUGAGGGUUUAUCCAACGUAGCUGAGGAAUUGGGCCUUAAAGUUGGCCUAAAGCACAAGAAAAUAAAUGUUUCCAAUUCCCGAGUGGCAUGGGAGCAUGAACAGUUUUCAAGGUUAAGAGUUACUGCAGCCACACUCUCUGGACUUUCUGUUGCACCAAAUUUACUAGAACAUACCGGAGGCAUUUCUGAUAAAAGGGAAUUUGUGAAUGAAGAUGCAGUUGUUCGGGGCGUAAAAUUGGUUGCCGAGAGUCUGGCUAGGCAUAUCUAUGGUCACGAGGGGAAGAACGUCAAUAUUUUUGCAGAUAACAGUAGUUUGGCGGUUAAUCCUUCUUACAUAGGAUCAUGGCUUGACCUUCUAUCAAAAACACCUCGUGUAGCACCUUUUCUCUCGAAGGACAGUGCAUUUAUAAUGGCAUUGAAAAAGGAAUUAGCAGAUCAUGUUGUAGAAGUGAAUUUGCAACAUGACGUGAUUGAUGGGAUGUUCACCUUUUAUGAUUCAACAGUUAACACACUGCAGAUUUAUCAGGUCGCCAGUGUAACAUUUGACUUGCUUUUGCUGCUUGUUCUCGGUUCAUACUUGAUUACCCUUUUCAGUAUCCUUGUGAUAACUACCAGGGGUUUGGAUGAUCUCAUCAGUCUUUUCCGUCGUCCUCCAUCUCGCAAGAUGAAAUCAACUUGAUGAAACGCGUGCCUGUUGUGGGACAAAACUUUACAGUUUCUGCAUAACUAGUUCAUUCUGACUGCAGAGAUUAGAUGUGCUCUUGAUGGUCUCUUGUAGCUUUACUUGUAGUUACCGAGGACUAUUUUUUGUUAUCAUCACAAACAUGCAGAAAUUUUUGGUUAUUCUUAGACGUGUAACCUCUGUAAUCUUUUACGGCAAUUUAUAGUAAAUUUGUUCUCGGUGAUGUCCGACUUUAAGGGAAAAA